Messenger RNA from Camellia sinensis, 612 nucleotides. Lineage: Eukaryota; Viridiplantae; Streptophyta; Magnoliopsida; Ericales; Theaceae. The record is from RefSeq and is a predicted model, not a curated record.
CGUGUCGCAUUGCCGAUGAAGAAGACGAGCAACAAAUAGUUGAAGGCUUGAAGCCCCUCAUAAAAAAUAAUAAUAAUAAUAAAUUAAAAACAAAAAAAAACAAAAAAAAGGCUCUUGUUCAUCAUCCCACAAUUCGAUUCUCUUCGGCUUCUGCUUGCAGAUCUUGGCAUCAACUAUGACAACCUCAAGGCGACUUGCAGAUAGGAAGGUGGAGAGGUUUGAGAAGAAUAUCAAGAAGAGAGGUGCAGUGCCUGAAACAACAACAAAAAAGGGAACUUCUUAUCCAGUGGGGCCUAUUGUACUUGGAUUCUUCAUAUUUGUUGUCAUUGGAUCUUCUUUGUUUCAGAUAAUCCGGACAGCCACAAGUGGAGGCAUGGCUUGAAUGAUGAGUUCACUCUUCUGAUUGUUGAAUAUGGAAGCUGUAGGGACGUGAUACUUUUGCUGUAUGUUGUUUCGGCUAGGAUUAAGUUGUACUAUUACGCCAUGGAGUUUACUUGGCCCCUUAAAAGUAGUAGUAAAAUGAUCAUGUAAUACUGGGCAUGCAUGUUUUUUAUUUUUAUUUGAUUUAAGGAACUUAAAAUAAGUAAUAAAUAUGACUUUACUCCCAUACAA